Colossoma macropomum (tambaqui) is the source of this 1886-nucleotide messenger RNA. RefSeq names its product neuronal pentraxin receptor b (gene nptxrb). NCBI's taxonomy places the organism in Eukaryota, Metazoa, Chordata, Actinopteri, Characiformes, Serrasalmidae. The coding region runs from base 240 to 1886 and encodes 548 amino acids. The transcript has 5 exons. The record is from RefSeq and is a predicted model, not a curated record.
ACCAUAGUAACCAGCGCACGAGGAGCUUAGCAACACAUAGAGAGGAGGAGGACAGCCUCAUCACGUCUGCAGAUGAAAAAAAAGAAAACAAAUAAAUAAAUAAAUAACGGACACGGGCGAUCCUGUAACGGAGACCCGGCCUGAUGCUUUAAAAGGCUCGCUGGGUAUCAGAUUAGUCCGGUUCGAGAUUAAUCGGGCGCUUUCUGUCCCGUUUUCGCGUCUAAACUCGGAUCUCGAAGAUGAAAUUCGUCGUGAUCCUGGUGGCCGCCGGCAUGCUGGCCUUCCUCGGCGCGGUGAUCUGCAUCAUCGCGAGCGUUUAUCCGCGCUCGCGCGCCGCCGCACCCCAGGCCCUGGCCGACAACCACUCGGUGUCCGCGGACGCACUGCUGUCCUCGGGCGCAGUGGCGCAGGCCGGACCGCUGGGCGCUCUCCAUGGUGCUGAAUCUCCCGGAGCUCUCCACGGUCCUGAAUCCCCUAGCCCUCUCCACGGGCCGGACUCUCUGGGCGCUCUCCACGGUCCCGAUUCUUUUGGCGGUGGUGGACUUGGCCUGGGCCUGGAGGUGCCUUUCCACAACGAGCUCACCGGCUCCGGCCCCAAACAGUUCUUCUUCAGCCGACUCAUCUGCACGCCCGUGCCCCCGGGAGAGUGCAAGACCCGGAGUCUGAAGGUGCAAGCCGACGAGCCGUACGCGGACGACGACGACGAGGACUGGAGCCAGCUCAGCGCCGCAGCCGAGGAGCUCCGGCAGACCGUCCUGAGACAGAACGACCAGAUCCUCAUGGACCAGAGGACCAUCCAGGAGCUCACAGGGAAGCUGUCCGAGUGCGAGAGCGGCCUGGAGGAGAGGAGCCUACCCGAGCGCAGCGUCGGAGCGUGGGCAGGCGGCCGGCGCCGACUCAUGGCCGGGGACGACGUGAGCACCUCGGCGGCGCAGCUGCAGACGGCCCGGGCCGUGGAGGAGCUGGAGAAAGCCAUUCUUCAGCUGAAGGACCGCAUAGAGAAGUUAGAGUUGGAGAUGGUUCCUGUGGUGCUGAAUCACUCGGAGGCGGUGGUGGGGGCUCCGGGGCAGGCUGGUGGGCGUGUGGAGGACGUGGGUGGUGAUCUGGAGAGGAAGGUGAAGCUGCUGGAGGAGGAGAGGAAGAACUUGCGCAAAGAAACGCAAAACCACCACCAGCAUAUCGACCAAGGCAUCAACACCCUGCAGGAGCGCGUCGCCGAGCUGGAGCAGAGUCUCACAGGACCCUCUUUCCCGCAGGGCUUCAAGCUUUCUUUCCCUGUGCGCACCAACUACAUGUACGGGCUGGUGAGGCGGAAUAUUCCAGAGAUGUACGCCUUCACUGCCUGCAUGUGGCUGAAGGCAGCAGAGAGUGGGAUCGGAACACCUUUCUCCUACGCCGUGGCCGAACAGCCCAACGAGCUCGUCCUUCUGCAGGGGGUCCACAGCCCAGCUGAGCUGCUGGUUAAUGACAAGGUGGCGCAGUUGCCCUUGUCCUUCCCACAGGGCAUCUGGCAGCACGUGUGUGUGAGCUGGACUCUGCGCGAUGGAGUAUGGAAGGCCUACCAGGGGGGCAAACUGAAGGGGCGGGGUGAGGGGCUUUCAGCGUGGCAUCCACUCAGAGCCGGGGGCGUUAUGGUCCUGGGACAAGAGCAGGACACACUGGGGGGCCGCUUCGACGCCUCUCAGGCUCUGGUGGGCGAGCUGUCACUGUUUAACCUGUGGGACCGGGUGCUGCCGGCGCCGGAAUUGGCCGCACUGGCGUCCUGCAGGGAGCCCCCACAGAAGGGGAACAUAGUGCCCUGGACGGAGCAGGACGUGGAUGUGUUUGGGGGGGCUGUAAAGGAGCCUGUGGACCCCUGCUCUGGUGGAACAGGGGCCCAGAAGUGA